This is a messenger RNA of Astyanax mexicanus (Mexican tetra), 4078 nucleotides long. It is a transcript of the gene peli3, whose product is annotated as pellino E3 ubiquitin protein ligase family member 3. The transcript has 7 exons. The record is from RefSeq and is a predicted model, not a curated record. Gene Ontology annotation, biological process: protein K63-linked ubiquitination; regulation of Toll signaling pathway. NCBI's taxonomy places the organism in Eukaryota, Metazoa, Chordata, Actinopteri, Characiformes, Acestrorhamphidae. The coding region runs from base 445 to 1902 and encodes 485 amino acids. Gene Ontology annotation, molecular function: ubiquitin protein ligase activity; protein binding.
GGGAGGGGGGGAGGCUUUACGCAAGAGUCGUGGUCUCUCCUCCGCGAGCGAAAAGAGAACGACGUGGGCGAGGGCGAAAACCUUCCCUGGACUGUUUUUUUUUUCUUCUUCUUCUUUCGUCUUCUUCCUCUCUUUUCUUUUUUUUUAACGAGGGGAAACGCGAGGUAGCGAUGGGCGUGACGACUCUCCGGAGCGAGGUGAUGCUCCGUACUGCCGGACUAACGUCCGUUCACGCCGCAGCUCCGUGAGCGAUGCCUCUGCCGUGGCGAUGCGAAGCACACGACGACGCGCUGUCCAGAUCUCCGUAGCGGGCGAUGAUUCAGCAGCACGACUCCAGAUUUUAACAGCACACGGGGACUGACGAGGCAAAACGCGGGCUCGACGCGAGGCGGAGAACAACACAACAUCAGCAGCGGGUGUGAGCUCCUUCUGUGGCUGUUCGACAUGGUUCUAGAAGGAAGCUCUGAGGCCCUGUGCCCCCCACCCUCCCUGGAGCUACGCCCAUCAUGCAACAAGACCCAGCCGUCCCCCACCCUGGGUUCAGGCUCUCAGCCUCAUGACGCCCUGUUCCCUGGGGACAAAGAACCCAUCAAAUAUGGAGAACUGAUCGUGCUGGGGCAUAACGGCUCGCUAGCCAGCGGGGAUAAAGGCCGCAGGAGGAGUCGCUUGGCCCUUUACAAGAGACCCAAAUCCAACGGCGUCAAACCUGAUGUCAUCCACAACGUCUCAACACCUCUGGUGUCAAAGGCCCUGAGCAACAAGAGCCAGCACAGUAUCUCCUACACACUGUCAAGGAGUCAUUCUGUUAUAGUGGAGUAUACACAUGACCCCAACACAGAUAUGUUCCAGAUUGGUCGCUCCACAGAAAGCAUGAUCGACUUUGUGGUGACGGACACGGCGGGCAGUGGUGGCGGCAGUGGUGGGCAGGGUCAGGGUCAAGGACAGGGGGGUUCAGGAGGAGACGGGGGCCAGUCAGCCCAGAGCACAAUCUCCCGCUACGCCUGUCGCAUCAUGUGCGAUCGCAGCGCCCCCUACACCGCCCGCAUCUACGCCGCCGGCUUCGACUCCUCCAAAAACAUCUUCCUCGGGGAGCGGGCAGCCAAAUGGCGGACCUCAGAUGGCCUGAUGGACGGGCUGACCACCAACGGAGUGCUAGUGAUGCACCCUGCGGGCGAGUUUGUGUCUGAGCCAGCUCCAGGGGUGUGGAGGGAGAUCUCAGUGUGUGGAAAUGUCUUUGCUCUCCGAGAGACACGCUCCGCUCAACAGAGAGGCAAACUGGUGGAGAACGAGUCGAACAUGCUGCAGGACGGCUCUCUGAUCGACCUCUGUGGGGCCACGCUCCUGUGGCGGACCCCUGGCGGGCUGCGGCGGACCCCCACGCUGAAGCAGCUGGAGUCUCUGCGGCAGGAGCUGAACGCGGCGCGGCCGCAGUGUCCCGUGGGCUUCAACACGCUGGCGUUCCCCAGCCUGGCCCAGCGCGCCACCGUCGACAAGAAGCAGCCCUGGGUCUACAUGAACUGCGGCCACGUCCACGGAUACCACAACUGGGGCUUCCGAAAGGAAAAAGGGGCGGGGUCUUCUGCGGUGGGGGGUGGAGCCGGAAGCGGAGGCACCGCCCCAGCCAGCACGGGGGACCGCGAGUGCCCCAUGUGCCGGAGGGUGGGGCCCUACGUGCCCCUGUGGCUGGGCUGCGAGGGCGGCCUGUACCUGGACGCCGGGCCCCCCACCCACGCCUUCUGCCCCUGCGGCCACGUGUGCUCGGAAAAGACGGUGCAGGGGUGGAGCCAGAUCCCGCUGCCCCACGGAACACACGCCUUCCACGCGGCCUGCCCGUUCUGCGGCACGUGGCUGACCGGCGAGCACGGCCACGUCAAACUCAUCUUCCAGGGGCCUGUCGACUGAGAGAGCCCACCCUGCACGCUCCAGAGAAUGACUGUGAGAAAGACGAGGACUGCUGAUUGGACUGUUGAGUUCGGGAUGAAUAGGACGGAGUAGUUCCCCAGCCUGAGCCUCAGAGACCCCAUGCUUUGCACACUUGCGUUGCGUUGUCCCUUUAUCUAGCACACUCGAUUCACCUCAUUAACACGUCAAUUAACCCUUAGAAAAGAAAAGUUAGAAGAGUUUUUACUUUCGUUUGCUGUACUAUCUGACUAUAAUUACGUAAUUACAUUUCUUUCUGUUUCUAUACUUUCUUGAGUCUACACUUCUGACUUUAAUUCUUUAAUAGUUGUUUUGCCAUGAAAUGACACACAAAACAAAAUGUGGCAAAACUAUAAAGGAUGAUUUAUCUUUCUGCCUAUCCUUCUGCAAAACUAGAGCACUCUUUUACUUUCUUUUAAUUGGAUUCAAAACACACAAGAUGCACCAAUCAGCCAUAACAUUAAAACAGCUGACAGCUGAAAUGAAUAACACUGAUUCUAACUCUGAAUUGUUCUAAUAUAGUAGUUGUAGUAGGCAGAGAAUUCAGAGAAUUCAGUUCCUGAAGUCGAUGUGUUGGAAGCAGAAGGAACGAAAGCUUAAGCAAAAGGAUCUGAGACCAUUUGACCAGAGCCAGAUUGUUGUGAUUGCUAGAUGACUGGGUCAGAAGAUCUUCAGAACAUCAAGGUCAUCAGGUCAAAGGAAGGACAAAGGAAGUUUUGGGCACCCCUAGGCUCAGUGAUGUGAUCCAUGGAAGCCCACCUCACAACUUACAAGAUCUUACCUAAAGGAUCUGCUGCUACAACCAACGUCUUGGUGCCAGAUAUCACAAAACACCUUUAAAGGUCUAUUAGUGCAGUACUUUUAAUGUACUGGCCGCUCAGUGUGUCUCCUCUCCUUCUACUUCCACAUAUAAAUGUAGUAUUGAUUGAGCGUUUAGAUCUUCUAUGUGGGAGAAACAGGAGCACUUUCAGCACCAUACGUGACACAGUGGACUGCAGAGGUACUGCAAGGGGGGCAAUUUUUUUUUUUCGGUAAUUCAGUUUAAAAAUGUAAAACUCAUAAAAAAUGUAUUACACACAGAUUGAUCUAUUUAAAGCUUGUAUGUCUUUUAUUGUUGAUGAUUAUGGCUUACAGCCAAUUAAAACACUAAAAUCUGGAUUUCAUAAAAUUAGAAUAUCAUAUAAGACCAAUUGGUACUUUCUGCAGUGUACUUUCUUUUCUUGGCAGUUUGCCAAGUCCUGCUGGAAAAUGAAAUUAGCAGAGGAAAGCAUGAAGUGCUGUAAGAUUUUCCGAGAAAACACUGCUGACAACUUGUAUGAGUUUGUGGAUUUUAUUUUCCAGCAGGACUUGACACUGACAAAAGUACCAGUUGAUCUUAUAUCAUUUUCUGAUACACUGAUUUUUGGCUUUUCAUUGGCUGUAAGCCAUAAUCAUCAAUAAUAAAAUAGAUAUAAAAAAUAGAUCACUCUGUGUUUAAUACAUCUAUAUAAUAUGAGUUUCACAUUUUGAACUGAAUUAUAGAAAUAAAGUAUCUUUUCAAUGAUAUUCUAAUAUUUUGAGAGGCCCAUCUCACAACUUACAGGACCUAAAGGAUCUGCUGCUACAACGACUUGGUGCCAGAUACAAACAAAACACCUUUAAAGGUCUUGGUCUUGUGGAGUCUAUUGAGUUGAGGCCUUGGUGGGAUUGAGAAGCUUUGGGAGUAUUUUCUGUCUCAAAAUGACCCUACACAAUAUUAAUGCGUUGUUUUUAAUGUAAUGGCUGCUCGGUGUGUCUCCUCUUCUUCUGCUUCCAGAUAUAAAUGUGGUGUUGACUGAACGUUUAGAUUCUUCUAUCAGAAUUCCUCUCUCUGUCAAUGAGCUACAAGUGAGAAUUAAUUCAUAUUGAAUUGCACCAUGCUUUUGUAAUUGCUGGCGGUAAGUAAAUAAUUGUAAGGGUUAAAAGCACCUCAUUUCUCUGGCUCUGGUGUGCUACAGCAGGGAAAACACAAAAAUGUGCAGAGUGUAGGCGGGUUCCCGAAGACCAGGACUGGGGAGAACUGGGCUGAAUGGACUAAACUGUUGUGCACCGUGUGAACCGUGCUUACACAAGUGAAAGCUACUGUGCGCUGUGUUGAGGAAUAUGUAAAUAAAGGUGAUGAAACACAAAGGAGAUGAAA